This is a messenger RNA of Acanthopagrus latus (yellowfin seabream), 4994 nucleotides long. RefSeq names its product 5-hydroxytryptamine (serotonin) receptor 5A, genome duplicate b (gene htr5ab). NCBI's taxonomy places the organism in Eukaryota, Metazoa, Chordata, Actinopteri, Spariformes, Sparidae. The record is from RefSeq and is a predicted model, not a curated record. Gene Ontology annotation, molecular function: G protein-coupled serotonin receptor activity. Gene Ontology annotation, cellular component: plasma membrane. The coding region runs from base 291 to 1331 and encodes 346 amino acids. Gene Ontology annotation, biological process: adenylate cyclase-activating adrenergic receptor signaling pathway. The transcript is spliced from 3 exons.
UCGUUUCGCGCCGCGCACAGCUCCCCCUUCCCGAACCGGGCGCGUGGUUCAUUCCAAGCGCCUCUGUCUGCUCAGCGCGAGGUGCGUUUCGUGCUGUCACCUACACCGAGCAGCGCGGUUCGAUCACUCCGCGAGAGCAGCAAAGUGAAUCUCGAGGACGGUGAGAGCAGGGGGGAUCAUCUCGUGCGGGACUGCUUUAUGUUCAGCUGUUAAUGGGAACCCAUCAGCUGUCGGCAGAAACUGUCUCUAAAUCAUCUUGGCCCUUGGCUGCGGGGCCGUGAGCAGCUACCAUGACGUACCCCAACACCAGCAUACUGACAGCCAACUUCAGUGGAGCUCUGGACAGCCAGGACUCCGGGGGAAACAUCUACCGGCCCUUUUCUGUUUUCAGCGUGCUCACUCUUACAUUACUUGCAAUGCUGGUGGUGGCCACGUUCGUGUGGAACCUGCUGGUGCUAGUGACCAUCUUGAGGGUGCGAACGUUCCACCGGGUGCCCCACAACCUUGUGGCGUCCAUGGCCAUCUCCGACGUGAUGGUGGCUGCCCUGGUCAUGCCGCUCAGCCUCGUCCACGAGCUGAACGGGAGGCUGUGGAAGCUGGGCCGCGUGCUCUGCCAGGUGUGGAUCUCCUUCGACGUGCUCUGCUGCACGGCCAGCAUCUGGAACGUGACGGCCAUCGCGCUGGACCGCUACUGGUCCAUCACCCGGCACUUGCAGUACACGCUGAAGACACGGAAAAAGAUCUCCAAUGUGAUGAUCGCGCUCACGUGGCUGCUGUCCUCCAUCAUUUCCCUGUCGCCUCUGUUCGGCUGGGGCGAGACCUACUCAGAGGGGAUGAAGUGCCAGGUGAGCCAGGAGCCGUCCUACACCAUCUUCUCCACCUUCGGGGCAUUUUACCUCCCGCUUUGUGUGGUGCUGUUUGUUUACUGGAAGAUCUACAAGGCUGCCAAGUUUCGGAUUGGCUCCCGCAAGACCAACACAAUAACACCCAUGGCUGAGGUAAAGGAGGAGGCCCAGCAGCCACAGAUGGUGUUUACCGUGCGCCACGCCACCGUGACCUUCCAGACAGACGGGGACACCUGGCGCGAGCAGAAGGAGAAGAAGGCGGCGCUGAUGGUCGGCAUCCUGAUCGGCGUGUUCGUACUCUGCUGGAUUCCCUUCUUCAUCACCGAGCUCAUCGUGCCGCUGUGCUCCUGCGACAUCCCGCCCAUCUGGAAGAGCAUCUUCCUGUGGCUGGGCUACUCCAACUCCUUCUUCAACCCACUCAUAUACACCGCCUUUAAUAAGAACUACAACAACGCCCUGAGGAACCUCUUCUCCCGGCAGCGCUGAGCCACUCCGAGGGGCUCAGCAGACACACUUCACCAGCACGUCGCUCCUCCAGACAGAAAAGGGACUGACCUGUCUGUAUCUGUCACUCCAUCAUCCUUCAGACGGAUGAUAACCAGAAACUGUGUCUGACAAACUGUCUUUAAAAAUGUGUCACUUUUAUUUAUAUUCUGUUUUUGUUUAUCGCCAUCCGGAGGUAGCCCCCACAGCUGGACUGAGACGGGUGUCUGUGUCGCGUCUCCACAAAAGAGUCGAAUAAUAAUUGCUUGCGUUGUCGCAGCAGCCGAUGCAGCGCCGUCGACGUGUUCGGUUCCUUUCUGCCGUUUCACUGCUUAUUAAGGGAGAGUGGAGUGUUAAACUCCCCUCAUAAACAGUUUCAUCAUCAUAUGGGAGGCUGCUGGGAAUGAUUUCAAAGCGGGGCUGGAAGAAAUGUUCGAGGAAAGUCUUUUCAAACCGAACAAAAGGCACCUCAUUAAUAAGCCAAGAACAAAACUGUGCAUUCUUUAUUAAACGAGACAAAAUGCUCGUCACCCCGAAUAACUUUCCAAGCCGAUUUGGUUGCAGAAAACGAAGGAUCGUAGGAAGUGAGAGCUCCGCAGUGAAGUCACAGAAAGUGCUCCUGCGCCGAACACCACGGCUCGGUAAAUGCUCGGUCUCUCCUCCGAUUCCAGUCGGCUUUACACCGAAUCUCUUCGCGCGCACACUUACGCACUCCCAUGCCACAGCAGAAACAUGUAAUUGUUCCCCUCAUCCUCGAAUAGAUUGUUGAUAAACUGUUGCCACGAAUGAUCACCUCUCACACCAAACGCAUACAUCAGACGUGUGCACCCGCUGUGUAAAGCUAUUCGGAGCGUUAUCCUGAAAGAUUCUGUCGCCAUGGAAGUCGGCAGGAAUUAAACUGGAGGAUAUAAAAUACAGGCAUUUGUUGCUUCAAUGAGACAUGCAUGUUUUAUAAGUGGUGCACUGUAGUAGAAGUUGUACGGGAGUAAGAGAAGCUAACGUUCACCGAUACAAACGUCCCUGAUGAGCUACACACACAAAACGGCUGCAUCAGUUGCUCUAAUGUUUUUUAAUUGUGGGUCUUCAUCAGCUUUUUUAUGGCUCCGCCUGUUUCCUGUUCACACCGCCACUCUCUGCCGAAAGUGGUUUUUUUUUACCCUGUAGAUUCAAGAAGUGAGCCUUUAUUUUGUUGUGUGAUGUUUUCUGUAGUGUGAAGAAUCGGUGAUCCUCAGCAAAACCGUUGUGCCGGGAGCUUCUUUCUCUCCUUUGGGGGGGCGGUAGGGAGGAGAUUAAAGGUCCAUUCUGAAUGAUUUAGUGGUAUGUAGCCUUGCGGUUGCGCGAGCUGAAAAGCCCGGUCUCACCGUCCUCCACAGUGGCCACAGAAGCAACACGUCCUCACACCAAAAAUAAUCUGAAUAGGUCGAUAGUCAGUUGCGCACAGAAUGACAUACACCACUCCAAAUUAGUUAGGGAUGUUGGGAUAUGGGAACAUGUGCAUGGAUAUGCAACAAAAGUGGGUCAAGCGUAAUGCUAAAAUACACCUAAAAAACAAAGCUUGCCUUGUCUGACUUCCUCCUUUGCUGCUAAUUAAUUACUAUGGCCACUUGAGGUUGCUGCCUGACAUGAACGUUCAGUACUGUUUGUAAAAGGCUGCUUUCUCAGCCAACCUAUGUGGUGUUUCUCUGAUGAGGACGGUCUUGCCAAAAAUGGGAAAGACGUAGCAAUCUAUACACUAAUAUAAACAUGUAGAUGAAUAUCAUAUAUCCCAUUUCUGCCAUUAAACCCUUCUUAAUCUGACACACUGGACCUUUAAAGGGAUAGUCCGGUCUUUUGACAGGGGGUUGUAUGAGGUGCUUAUCCUUAGUCAGUGUACUACCUGCAGUAGCUGCCUGUCAGCGUUGUGUGGUGAGACAGCACGUAGCCACGAUAGCUUUAUGCUGCCUUCAAACAGCCUUUUGAUAGGAAUACGGACGUUGUCAGUUGAGGGAAUGCAGUGCCAGAGGAACUACAUAGCACACUAUACACUUAAACAGAUCUAUAUUUUUUAGGUAGGACUUAUUUUAGGUGGCUAAAAUCUGUGUUGCUGCUGGUUCGGUUUACAGAACAUCAAAAGACCCGAACUGUCCCUUUAAGGCUGAUUGGAACGUUAUUAGAAACUUUGACUUAGUGAAAGUGGCAUAGGAAAAGUCUGGGGUUCACAAAAGUUAUGACACGUGUUCCUGAGGGGGGACAUGAAUGUCUCUGCUAAUUUCACGGUGAUUCCUUUACUGAAAAAUAAACUUUCAAGCUCCUGAUGGUGCCGGAGGAAAGAACCACGGGAAUCAGUUUCAAAUUUUCUGUUGUUGAGACAUUUCUCUAAAAAACAAAACUGUCCACCUCCUCGUGGCACUGGAGGAUCAGACAGAGGAUCACUGACAUCAGUAGGAUUCAUCAUCUGUGAACCACUUAGUGUCCGUUCAACAUUUGUGCCGAUCUUGUAGAUCAACUCGUAGACGUAGAGAUACGCAGACUUUUGCCUGUGGGUGGUGCUUCAUGGAAAUUUCGUGGGAAUCCAAUAGUAUCCACUGGUUGUCAAGCUAUUGCAGGAAUAAAGUGAUGCAUCAAUCAUCUGGCUCCGUCAUCCCAUGUCAGAAGCAUUGCUAAGAAAAAUUAAAUGGAAUAUAUUGAAGAUGCUGCAAUGAUGUUGCAAUGCUGAAAUUGGGUGUUUCAGCUCAUGAUAAGAGAUAAAUAGUUUUCACAUCAACAAUAUGUGGCUUUACAGACCCCACCCCCAUCACAGCAGUUUGCAAUAUAGUUACAGAAUGUAAUCUGUAGGAUUACAAAUUUAAAUUCAGGUAUGAAAUUCUGUAGAAUCAGUUUGGUGAUUUCCCAAACUGCUGUGAUACUGUGUCGGGCUUUAACACUAUAGAUUUUUUUCACCCAGUUCUGUACACAAAGAUCUGUCAGACAAUAGAAGUGGUAAAUCUGUUUCACUUAAUUAAAAGUCAUGACCUGAACCUUCCACCUUGACCAAUUUUUUUCAUUUUAUUCAUGUAGUAAAUAGCCUCAACAGAAAAAGAUAAAUCAUUUGGGCUAUGAUACAUUAUCAGCGUGAAUGAAAGGAACAGAAAUAUGUGUGAAAAAAUAAAUAAACAUAGUCCACUAGUUGUUAUGGUUGUUCCAGUGAUGACAGUAUUCUGUGGUGAACAGUGAAAUGCAUGAACUAUCGACAGGAAAAAAUAAAUGAUAGCGCCGGGGAAACUUGUCUGUUCUCUCUCUCCGCGCCUCUGUCGUGUAUUAAUCGACUCGGGCCGACGCUGUGUUGCAAGAUUCACUUAUUUAAAUGACUCCUCGCUCGCUCUCCACAUCGCCUGAGGAUGGUUGAUUAUUCACCCUUUGCCCGUCUUGUUCUGUGUGAUGACUCUGCUCAGGAAAUGCAAAGUAUUGCAGUUAUGCGCUGUUGUAACACCCCGUCCCUGUUUCCAUUUUUCAUGUCCAUGAGACGUAAACAAAUGUGGGCAAUUACCUCUCUUUGGGAGCACUCGUUGGAAGUCCUCACUUGUAAAACAAACAUGAAAGUGUUGGAAUUUUUCAUGGUGUAUCAUGUGUAAUUGUGUCAGUGUUUUGUUUUGUUUUUUCAAUGUGUGCAUGUUUUCGUCCAGAGGAGCCCUUGGAUGAUAAAACUGA